Drosophila erecta is the source of this 686-nucleotide messenger RNA. It is a transcript of the gene Sec61gamma, whose product is annotated as protein transport protein Sec61 gamma-2 subunit. Gene Ontology annotation, molecular function: transmembrane protein transporter activity. Lineage: Eukaryota; Metazoa; Arthropoda; Insecta; Diptera; Drosophilidae. Bases 158 to 364 code for a protein of 68 amino acids. Gene Ontology annotation, cellular component: Ssh1 translocon complex; membrane. The record is from RefSeq and is a predicted model, not a curated record. The transcript is spliced from 2 exons. Gene Ontology annotation, biological process: post-translational protein targeting to membrane, translocation; protein targeting.
CUCGGCCGCAAUGCAGCCCUGGCGUUUGACAGGCCGACGUGGAGCUGUCAUCGGCAAUCGUACACGAAUAACGGGGUCGACGCGGCACUAGACGAUUGCAGCUCAUUUCUGUACAACUUUUGGAGUAAAACGGAGAAUCCGAAACAUCAGACACGACAUGGACAAAGUUGUUAAGUUCGCCGAGCCUGGACGCGUCUUCGCCAAGGACUCGAUCCGCCUGGUCAAGCGAUGCACCAAACCCGACCGCAAGGAGUUCCAGAAGAUCGCCAUCGCCACUGCCGUGGGCUUCUGCAUCAUGGGCUUCAUCGGCUUCUUCGUCAAGCUGAUACACAUCCCCAUCAACAACAUCAUCGUGGGCUCCUAAAUGCGGCCAGUGGCAGAGAAACCAGCAAUCAUCCAUUAUAGAAUAAAUCAGAUCAACUUUUUUUUCGUUUAGUUAACAUGCAUUAUAUGUAUAGACUAGUGAAACUAUGUGCAUUCAGCGAAUGUCUUAACAAAAAUUUCAAAUGUACACAUAUGUGAAAACGUAUUGUAAACUUUUAAAAUUCCAUUCACAACUACCUGUCGAACUGCAUGAACAAGUUAGUUAAUAAGAAUAAAAUGUAAAAAGGUAAUGACCCCCUUCGAGGCAUUUGUUUAGGAUGCGGCCCCACUAAUAAAUAUUAACCUGAUUUUCCCUGUACAAA